UUCGAGGGAGAGCGCUAGUGAGUGCAGGCUCGCCGUCGAGAGAAGUCGCCAUUACUUCUCCCAGCAAGGAAGACCUGUUGGCGCUCGCUGCCCGGCUCUGGCAGAGGAGGAAGCGGCUGGUGGCCGCCGUCGGGAUCGCCCUGGCCAUGGGCCUCAUCCUGCUCAUCGCCGUCCCCAUCCUGGUCCAGGUGCCGUCCAAGAGCCAGGCGCACUACGAGAUGAUGGGCACCUGCCGCAUGAUCUGCGACCCCUACAGCGCCAGCAACGCCGCCGCCGCCGCCGGACCCUCCAGCCGCCCCGGAGGCACCACCGCCGCCCUCGAAGCUAUGCAAGAGCUGAGCGCCAACCCGCCUCCGCCCCCACCGCCCUUCAUCCAGGGCCCCAAGGGCGAUCCCGGCCGUCCGGGCAAGCCGGGGCCCAGGGGGCCUCCCGGGGAACCGGGCCCCCCGGGUCCUAGAGGGACACCAGGGGAGAGGGGCGAUUCGGGCAAGCCGGGGCUGCCGGGGCUGUCGGGGCCCGGGAUCGGAGCCCCCGGAACAGCGACGACAGCAGGAGGAGUGGGAUCGGGUAUGGGCAGCAGCAGCAGCAGCAACCCGCCGCCCGGAGGCGAGGUGACGGGCGCGUUGAGCGCAGCCUUCAGCGGCCCCAAGAUCGCCUUCUACGUGGGCCUGAAGAGUCCCCACGAGGGCUACGAGGUGCUCAAGUUCGACGACGUGGUGACCAACCUGGGCAAUCACUAUGACCCUACCACGGGCAAGUUCACCUGCCAGGUGCGCGGCAUCUACUUCUUCACUUACCACAUCCUCAUGCGGGGCGGUGAUGGCACCAGCAUGUGGGCGGACCUCUGCAAGAAUGGGCAGGUGCGGGCAAGUGCCAUUGCUCAGGACGCAGACCAGAAUUACGACUACGCCAGCAACAGUGUGGUGCUGCACCUGGACUCAGGGGAUGAGGUGUAUGUCAAACUGGAUGGAGGCAAAGCCCAUGGAGGCAACAACAAUAAGUACAGCACUUUCUCUGGCUUUCUUUUAUACCCCGAUUGAUGAAGUCAAGCAUACCAAGACAUGGCCCAUCAUUGCCUCGUCCCCUUGCCAUGCCUUUCCUAAGGUCUGCUGUUCAGGUCACUUUAAACUUCAUUCUAAACAAACUCUUAUGUUUCAUUGAUUGAAGUGUCAGAGAGAAACAGUCAGCUUCUUCCUUCAAGCCAUUGGCGUGUACUAUCUUCUGUUGUGUCUGGUUGUUCAUUACACUAUGAGAUGAGCAGGGCUAAAAGCAUUAACUGGUUAAUCAGCACCAUGAAUCAAUGGAUUCAUUUAUCACUGAUUUUUUAAAAAAAAGUUAAAUCCUGUCUGUCUCUGGUGAAAAAGGCGGUCCGAUACUGAUGGAACCUUUGUUGUCCAAUUAUCCACUUAACAUCCCUCAAUUCAGGUUGUAGAUUGUAAGGAUAUUUUCAGAAACAGUAUCAGACUUGCCUGUGUUGUUUAGUCAUGAGAAUAUGUAGCCUUCAUUAAAUAGCCUUGUCUUAAAAUGAGUGCUGGGAUGUCACAAUACCUGAUUUUUGCCAAUAUGUUAGAUAAAAAUAAAACAAAAUUGCAUCAUAUGCAAACACAUAUUGUUAUGCCACCAGUACAAUCAAGAAAUCUCCAGCUCCAGUUCCCCAUUGAUUUCUUGGUGCCUGAAGUCCCAUUCUAUUGUCUAAUAUGUCAGGAUUGAGCCUCCAACCUCCUAUGGGCAAAGCAGGUGCUGUGCCAUUGACUUCUAAUCUUUCCUUUGAUUAAACAAGCUGUUAAAAACAAGAUGUCCAUUGACCCAACAAACUCCUUUAAUCAAUGAACAUUACAGCCAUCUGUUUUGAAACCAACCAGACCACUACAUGUAUAUGAAAGAUUCCGAGACAAAACCCAUUAAUACACAACCCAGAAUGGAUGAGUCUUAGCACUUUAUUUCUCUUUAUGUAUGAUUGUUGCUUUUACUGACAGUUUGGAGAAUAGGACAGAAUUAUUGUGACACUGCAUUGGCUGUGUGUUAUGCUGCUUUGGUAUGUAGGGGAUUAGAAUAUAACCAUUUUGAUUUAUAUUCUAUAAAUAUAUAUUUUAUUUCUUUAUUUCUUCCAUCCACCCUUGUGCAAUGCAAUACUUGUGUGGGUGAUGAAGUUGAAAAGUUUAAUCUCCUGUCUUAAAAACAAAAUG
This is a messenger RNA of Rhineura floridana, 2186 nucleotides long. It is a transcript of the gene C1QL2, whose product is annotated as complement C1q like 2. The coding region runs from base 147 to 1040 and encodes 297 amino acids. The record is from RefSeq and is a predicted model, not a curated record. Gene Ontology annotation, molecular function: protein binding. The transcript is spliced from 3 exons. Lineage: Eukaryota; Metazoa; Chordata; Lepidosauria; Squamata; Rhineuridae.